AUGGAAGGAGAGCAGCAGGGAGUGGAGGCGAAGAAGGAGGUGUUCGAGGGCAUGAAGGCACCUCUAGAUGAGGACGGCUAUGUGCAGUCGUUCGCCGUGGAAGAUACCGAGGGCCAGCGGGCCUUCUUCGACACUUACGGCUUUGUCGUCGUGAGGGACGUCCUCGACUCCACCGAAGUCGACGCGACCGUCGACGAGAUCUGGACCGACACUGAGGCGCUGGCCAACCGAGCCAAGUUUGAUGGUACCAAGGCCUCUGGUCAGCUGGUCUCGCCACGGGAAGGGGACACGCUGCUGUCGAGGGACGACCCGAACACGUGGAAAACGUGGCCGAGCAUGGGCAUGGGCAUCCUGGGCGGCGACAUUGCCGCUGGGCCGCAGGCGUGGACCAACCGACAGCACCCACGCGUGCACCAGGUCUACGCCAACCUCUUCGGCACCGAGAAACUCAUAUCCUCCGUCGAUCG
Acanthamoeba castellanii str. Neff is the source of this 467-nucleotide messenger RNA. RefSeq names its product phytanoyl-CoA dioxygenase, putative. The annotation marks the transcript as partial. The record is from RefSeq and is a predicted model, not a curated record. Lineage: Eukaryota; Discosea; Longamoebia; Acanthamoebidae. The transcript has 3 exons.